Molecule: messenger RNA, 1695 nt
Organism: Suillus clintonianus
Lineage: Eukaryota; Fungi; Basidiomycota; Agaricomycetes; Boletales; Suillaceae
Product: cytochrome P450
Exons: 13
Coding region: 33-1541 (502 amino acids)
Molecular function (GO): monooxygenase activity; heme binding; oxidoreductase activity, acting on paired donors, with incorporation or reduction of molecular oxygen
Source: RefSeq, a predicted model, not a curated record
CCGAAUUCCGGGUCAGCUCCUUCGCCUCCAUCAUGUCGUCGGACUGGAGAGAUGUAUGCAUUGGCGCCUUAAUCUGCGCCACUCUUGUUGGUGCGGUCCGUUGUGGCAUGGAGAGAAGAAAAAUGCUUCCGCUGCCGCCGGGACCGCGGGCUAUUCCAUUCAUUGGCAAUGUCCGAGGGAUCGACAUCAAUGCACCAUGGUUGGCUUAUACGGAAUGGGGCAAACGAUACGGCGAUAUUGUAUACUCGCACCUUCUCGGUCAACAAAUUAUUGUGAUCAACUCCGAGAAAGUGGCGAUUGAGCUUUUAGAGAAGCGGUCACACAACUACUCUAACAGGCCAACCCUCCCAACAAGCGCUCUUUUCGGAUUGGAUUUCAACACCGUACUUAUAGAAUAUGGAGCUAGAUGGCGUCGGCAAAGGAGGGUAUUCCAUCAAGCAUUCAGGGCAGAAGCAGCUCUAAGUUACCGUCCAAUGCAGCAGCGGAAGGCUCAACAGCUUAUUCGUGACAUGCUUGAUACACCAGAGGAGUUCAUAAAGCAUGUUCACACAUAUUCAUCUUCCCUGAUCAUGUCAGCUUUAUAUGACUAUGAAACGGAGCGCGAUGACGCAUUGGUGGAGCUCAUUUGGAAGUCGCUCAAGCUGGCUGUGCAGGAACUUCGGCCUGAGGUGGCUGCUUUGUUCACUGCAUUUCCGAUCUUUCUUCGACUACCAGCAUGGUUCCCUGGUAUGUCGAUCAAGAGGAAGGCCACCCAGUCACGAGAGUGGGUUCGAGAGUGGAUGAACGAUCCUUUCCAGUUGGCACUCAAAAGAACGGCUGAAGGGACAGCGCAGCUAUCCAUGGUUUCAAACGCCCUCAGACGAAUCGACGGAAAAAAUUCUUCUGGUGAGAUGACAAUCAUUAAGGAAAGUGCAGCCACAGCAUUUGGAGCUGCUUCCGAAACGACCUCGGGGGUAUUGCAAGUAUUCAUCCUUGCCAUGGUACUUUUCCCGGAAAUACAAGUAAAAGCCCAUACUCUGAUUGAUGCCGUCGUUGGCGCAUCGAGGUUACCCACUUUCGAAGAUAGGUCAUCCCUGCAAUAUAUUGAUGCUAUCCUCCGGGAAACUCUUCGUUGGCAUCCGAUUUUGCCCCUUUCAACACCGCAUGCGUCGGUGGAUAGUGAUGUCUACGAGGGAUUCUAUAUACCCAAAGGUGCCGCUAUUGUGCCGAAUGUGUGGGCAAUGUCACAAAAUGAACAUAAAUACCCAAAUCCUUCGCAGUUCUCACCCGAGCGCUUCCUGAACGCUGAUGGCAGCCUCAAUGACGACACCGUCAAUAUAGCCUAUGGAUUUGGGAGAAGGAUUUGCGUUGGCCGACAUCUUGCAGACGCUUCUCUAUGGAUAGCAAUAUCUUGCCUACUUACCACGUUUGCAUUUUCGAAACGAACCGGUGCAAACGGGGAUGCAGUUGAUUUUGAAGUGGAAUGGUCUAGUGGUGUCGCAAUUCACCCACUUCCCUUUCCAUGCAGCAUCACUCCAAGGCUCCGCAAGGUAGAUAUAUGAUCGUUGGUCCAGCUAUUUUACGUAAUCGAAAGGACGAUGUUUGACACAGUAAUUACAUGUGACUUCGUUUUUCACUCCUUUAUACACCCUCGUUGCAUUGAUGUCCUGUUUCCGCAAGAAUGUGUUGAUAAAGGAAAUAAUGUUCCAAAUAUAC